This is a messenger RNA of Castor canadensis (American beaver), 1587 nucleotides long. RefSeq names its product sigma non-opioid intracellular receptor 1 (gene Sigmar1). Gene Ontology annotation, cellular component: endoplasmic reticulum. Lineage: Eukaryota; Metazoa; Chordata; Mammalia; Rodentia; Castoridae. The record is from RefSeq and is a predicted model, not a curated record.
AGCGUGUGAGUGCGCCGCCUCUGACCUAGACGCCUACGCUGCGCUGCGCCAGGCCUCCUGUCGGGAUGCAGUGGACAGUGGGUCGGCGGUGGGCGUGGGUCGCGCUGCUCCUGGCUGCCGCAGCGGUGCUGACCCAGGUCGUUUGGCUCUGGCUGGGUACGCAGAGCUUCGUCUUCCAGCGCGAAGAGAUCGCGCAGCUCGCGCGGCAGUACGCUGGGCUGGACCAUGAGCUGGCCUUCUCUCGGCUGAUCGUGGAGCUGCGGCGGCUGCACCCAGGCCACGUGCUGCCCGAUGAGGAACUGCAGUGGGUGUUUGUGAACGCGGGUGGCUGGAUGGGCGCCAUGUGCCUUCUGCACGCCUCCCUGUCUGAGUACGUGCUGCUAUUCGGCACCGCCCUGGGCUCCAGCGGCCACUCGGGGCGCUAUUGGGCUGAGAUUUCUGACACCAUCAUCUCUGGCACCUUCCACCAGUGGAGAGAGGGCACUACCAAAAGUGAGGUCUUCUAUCCAGGGGAGACAGUUGUGCACGGGCCUGGCGAGGCAACGGCUGUGAAGUGGGGGCCAAACACAUGGAUGGUGGAGUACGGCCGAGGUGUCAUCCCAUCUACCCUGGCAUUCGCACUGGCUGACACUGUCUUCAGCACCCAGGACUUCCUCACCCUCUUCUAUACCCUUCGCUCCUAUGCCCGGGGCCUCCGGCUUGAGCUCACCACCUACCUCUUUGGCCAAGACCCCUGACCAGCUAGGCCUGAAGGAAGACCUGUGGAUGGACAGAAAUGGGCAGGCCCGCACAUGUCCACUUGCUGGAGCCCAUGUGCACAGACAGGGACAUAUACACCAUGGAGAUAAUUGAGUUCUUGCUGUAUGAGGAGGGACAUACAUGCUUAUACAUCCAGAACCUCUUGGGAACAAAUGGAACAUAAAAUAUAUAGAUGUCAAGACUUGUGUGAACUGCAAGGAUCAUGCACUCACAUCCAUCCAGAGAAGGAGCCCCACAUUAUACCAAGAGGGCCAGUCAUGUUUGAACACACAUAUCACAAGCUUUACUCACUAACUCAGGCCUUCCCAGAGUUUACUGCCGGCAUCCAGGGCUCUGGAGUUAAGGAUGAGGGUGGGUAUUACAUACUGCCUCGGUCUGACUCCUCAACCCAGCAGUAAGCUUAGGGGAUAAGGGAGAAGAGGGGCUUCCUUUCAGAAGCCUCCUUUACUUGAAGCUAUGAUACCCUUCCUCUUCAUCUCCCUGUCCUCACCAUAUGCCUUAUCCCCAUUCUACUCCCCUGCUAUGCAAGUGCCCCCUGUGGCUUUCCCCCUACCUCCUCAGCAACCAAUUCAGCUGGGGAACCAGAGGAUUGUAGAGAAUGAUGAAGUGAAGGUCCUCCAUCUCUGAAAGACCCUGUUCCUUCCUUGUUGGUAUGAUGGGAAACCUGGCCUCACUCAGUUCAGGACCCACCACCAAGGAGAGAAACUGAAGAGGUGGGCCUGGGGUCCAAGAGGCCAUCCCUGGCCUAGAGAAGAUUUUUUUCUGCACGUGUGCACACACCCCCAUCACAGCUUCCACACACUGCCCUGCUGCAUUCUCUGUUCAUCU